CAUGGAGUAGAAAGUGCAUUAGACCUGUGAUGGCAAUAAGCAUCCGUUGGACGCUCCUGCUUUCCUUUAUUGCUACAGUUUUUCACAAUGGCCAAGCACAGUACAGAUCGCCUCGAAUCACAGAACACCCUUCGGACGUCGUCGUGCCCAAAUCCGAGCCGGUCACGCUCAACUGCAAGGCGGAAGGGAGGCCGGAGCCGAGGAUCGACUGGUUCAAAAAUGGCAUAAAGCUUGAUCUGACCAAUCCUGACACGAAGACGAACCGAGUAGUGCUUCCUUCCGGGUCGCUGUUCUUCCUGAGAGUGGCACACGGAAAAAAGGAGCAGGACGAUGGUGUGUACUGGUGCGUCGCCACUAACCAGGCGGGAAGUGCCACAAGCAGAAACGCAACACUACAAGUUGCAGUUCUACGUGAUGAAUUUCGCACAGUUCCUUCGGACCUGAAGGUAGCCGCGGGGGAGGAAGCGGUCUUGGAAUGCGGUCCUCCCAAGGGGAACCCUGAGCCGUCCUUACUCUGGAAAAAGGACGGGGAAGUCAUCGACUUGGACGACAGAGUGAAGGUGGUCGACGGUGGAAAUCUGAAAAUAACGCAGGUCAAACCGAAUGACGAAGGAAAGUAUCAGUGCAUCGUCCAGAACAUUGUUGGGAUGAAGGAAUCUCCUUUAGCCAGUCUCACCGUCCACGUUAAGCCUUAUUUCACGAAGGCCCCAAAGGAUAUAACAGCCGUUGCUGAAUCCACUGUCGAGCUGAAGUGCGAGGUGAGCGGAGACCCGCCCCCCAAGGUCCAGUGGAAAAGGGAAGAGGGUAAAAUCCCUCCUGGAAGGUCGGAGGUCACGGAAGAACUCAGUUUGAAGAUUGAGAGGGUGCAUCCGGACGAUGAGGGUGCAUAUUUCUGCGAAGCGGACAAUCCAGUUGGCAAGGCAUCCGCCAAGGCGAUCCUCACCGUCCACUCCGCACCCGUGUUCCUCGUCAAGCCCGAAGACGAAGCCGUCCCUUUGGGCGGUGUCGCCAAAUUCGAAUGCGUCGCCCGAGGAAGCCCACCGCCUUCGAUUUACUGGCUGCGCGAAGGGGAUCCCAACCUCAUGUUCCCGAGGGAUGAAUACGGCCGAUACUGGGUCAGCCCUAAGGGCCAGCUUAACGUGAAAGGUGUCGCCAGGGAGGAUGCAGGACUUUACUUAUGUACGGCUUUGAGCGUGGCUGGCUCGACGACUGCAAGGGCAUACCUUCAGGUGACAUCGGUGAAUGACAAACCUCCUCCAAUAAUCGAAAUCGGGCCGACAAACCAAACUUUGCCUUUGCAGUCGUUUGCUACGUUGCCAUGUCAAGUUCUUGCCAACCCACCGGCGAAAGUGGUCUGGUACAAAGACGGGGCUGAACUGGAAGACGGGGAUCGCGUCACAAUUUUACCCUCAGGGACUAUAAGAAUAGAUGAAUUAGACAUAUCUGAUACUGGAGAGUAUACUUGCACUGGAUCAUCCGAGUCGGGUGUGAGCCGGUGGUCGAGUUAUCUCACAGUUGAACGAUCUCCCGGUGCAGAUCUUCACAGAAGCCCAGAUCCAAGCACAUUCCCAAGAGCACCGUCGACACCCAGGGUUGUGAACGCAUCCCAAAAUUCACUCACAGUCGCCUGGGACCCUCCCUCCGGUACGUCUACCCUAAUCGGCUACACUUUGGAGUAUUUCAGCCCAGAACUACAAACCGGAUGGGUCAUGGCUGCCCAUCGCAUAAUCAGCCAUACAUAUACGCUAUCGGAUUUGAAACCUGACACGGGAUAUAUGUUCAUCGUGAGAGCUGAAAACAGCCAGGGGUUGUCGAUACCAAGUGGAAUUUCUGAACCUGCUAGGACCUUGCGAGAAGGAGCUGAAGCUAUGGCCCCUCAUCAACUGGAUGAAGCUAGAAGCCGCUUGGCCAACAGAAUCGUAGUUUUUAAAGAACUCACUGCACUCUCUUCUACUUCCGUGAACACAAAAUGGGAGGUACUUAGUGACGACUACUAUGAAGGUGUUUAUAUUAGAUUCAGAGAAAAAACGUCUGUCUUUCAUAAAUUCCAAAUGGUGACAGUGCCUAAGACUGAAAACAGCGAGCACAUCGUGACCAAUCUUAAGAAGUUCACGAGCUACGAGUUUUUCCUAAGCCCUUACUUCAAAUCUGUCGAGGGCUACCCAACUAUUUCAAAAAUAGUCAAAACACUAGAAGACAUUCCAACUGAGCCACCACAAAACGUUCAGAUAGAAAUUGUCAACACUACUGCUGCAUAUGUUCGUUGGGCUCAGCCACCGACAGAGCACCAUAACGGGAUCCUUCAAGGAUACAAGAUUCAAGUGAAGGGAAAUAGUACAAAAAUACUUGCAGAGAUGACCUUAAACAUUGGGACGACUAACAUCCUACUUAAUAAUUUGACAUCAAAGGGGGCUUAUUCAGUACGAGUAGCUACAUUUACAGCAAUAGGACUUGGCCCAUGGUCUGAGCACAUCACCCUCUUUCCUGGUCAUGCGAGAGGCUUAAGAGCACCCAGGGGUGGAGAGACAUGGCUAGUUCUUCUUGUCGUUGUGAUGGCACUUUUACUUGGGUUAGCCUGUUCUUCUGUACUAUAUUUAAGAAGAAGAAACAACAACAAACAACUAGGUCAUCUAUCCGUUCCUGUAGUGAACACGAACAAUCUAUCUUUGAUGAGAACGAUACCAAAAGACGGCGGUGUCUGGCUGGAUCGCGACUGGCAGAGUGAAGGCAAGUCUGACAGGGACCAAGACACGACUGAAGCAGACCAGGAAUGUGCCGAUUAUGCUGAAGUCGACACCAAGAAUUUAGCUACGUAUUAUGCUACGGGCAAUGCAAACAAAGAACAGCCUACACCUUAUGCCACGACGACUUUACUUGCUAGACCUCAGAAUUGCCCUUUGAGGCACAGCCCUGAAAUAAACAAUAUCCAUGGUCAAAUGCAUGAGUCAAAAAGUACGCCAUCAGUUGAAUAUAAUACAAAUAAUACUCAACAAAAUAUAUAUUCCAAUGGAAACCAUUUUAGAAUAAGGAGCCAACAGCAUAUCUACAAUGAUAAAAAUAUGGAGGAUCCUAGUUGGGGUGAAUACAUGCACCCGAGUUCAGAUGUCUCAGACCACCGUAUAUCGCCAAGAGUGAAUUGCCAAAGUCCGAAGGGUGUUCGUAGGAGUAAUAUGUCACGAGAAAGCCUCUAUGAACUUCCUCGGGGUCCACCAAGGAGCGAAAGCACCUACAGCUACACACCGACAUGGCACAACAACAUCCCUCACCACACAGCGUCGCAACAUUCUAUCCAAGUCGGUGAGAGAAAUCAUAGAAGGGAAUCAUCAGGUGAGAGGUCGACAAGCACAAGAACAUCAAAAGGCAGCUAUGGACCAAGCUCUAAAUCUCUCAGACAUGGGCAGAGAAGCGAUUCCAGGAAUGAACGUCCUGAUGAAAACACUUCACUUUUAUAUGAGCAACAAAUUUCCAAGCUGAACCGUGACAACUACAGGCCGAGACAUGAAUACAGGGAUAAUUGCGCCAUACUUGAUAUUAUUCAGCCAAACCAUCAUAGCCCAAUAAAUAGACAUUUAGCAAAUCAACAACGGACACAAGAAUGCGGAGGAGGAGACUACAGCGACUGUUCAGUUAGAGAAUGCUGUGACGAGGACUGCAGCAGUAGCUACACUAGCGACAUAUGCUGUUCUUGCAGCGAAUCAUCUUGCCUGUACGAAUCCUGCUCACAGCCCCACCACCGACCAUGAGAAAUACUUAAUCAGCGUUUUGUAUGAAGCGCUGAUUCUGAUGUGGAAAAAAGUGAUUUCAGUAAUAUGAAGAAAUAUCACAAUUUACAUGCUUCAAAGGAUGACUUUCGAUUUUAACAUUUUUCAGGAUGACUGAGUCUUCCUUAUUAAAUUAAUACUAAAAACAAAAA
Molecule: messenger RNA, 3913 nt
Organism: Cimex lectularius (bed bug)
Lineage: Eukaryota; Metazoa; Arthropoda; Insecta; Hemiptera; Cimicidae
Product: roundabout homolog 2-like
Exons: 19
Coding region: 30-3743 (1237 amino acids)
Biological process (GO): axon guidance; cell-cell adhesion
Cellular component (GO): axon; plasma membrane
Molecular function (GO): protein binding
Source: RefSeq, a predicted model, not a curated record